Molecule: messenger RNA, 627 nt
Organism: Peronospora matthiolae
Lineage: Eukaryota; Oomycota; Peronosporomycetes; Peronosporales; Peronosporaceae
Source: the annotation of a GenBank genome assembly
AUGCGAUGCGCAAGCAAGGCCGCCGAGAGCGCGUCCGCACGUCUCUGUGCGGAAGCCGAAGCAGAAACCACAGCAACUGAUGUCUCAUCGGUUGCUGAAGCGACUCAGCCUGUGUCACUUGGUGAUACAGGCGAUGGUCAUGAAGACACUCAUGUCUUCACAGAGUACGAGCUCGGUGUCUCGUACUCUCCUGAUACGGAAGACGGAUCCGUUUUAACGGCGAUCGAAUCCAAGCCGCCUGCCAAGCGUGGCAUGGAUGAUGCUAUGCGUCGUAGCAUCUUUGGUUCAUCUGAUUCAUCAGAUGAACCAUCGCCGAAGCGAAGGCGCUCAAGGUCGCGAGACUCGGGCGCUAACAGUGGUGUCGAUUCUCCUAUUGACGCCACUUCGCAACGAGGUGCCAGUACUUCUAUCAAAACGUCGCAGAUAGAGCGGGAGCGCAGCGUGUUGCGUCUCGCUCCCGAAAAGAAAGCAUGGCUGCCUCCAAAGUCAGUCAUGGAUCGCUUGUCGGCGACGACGAGUGAUCGUUAUCGAACAUGGUUGUUCGAUUCGUUAAGGAUCCGUCACCUUGACCCCAGCGCGAAAAACUAUCGCGCUGAGAGUGAUUUCUUCACCGAUGCUUUAUUUUAA